Phodopus roborovskii (desert hamster) is the source of this 489-nucleotide messenger RNA. RefSeq names its product TSSK6 activating cochaperone (gene Tsacc). The record is from RefSeq and is a predicted model, not a curated record. Gene Ontology annotation, cellular component: cytoplasm. Bases 1 to 474 code for a protein of 157 amino acids. NCBI's taxonomy places the organism in Eukaryota, Metazoa, Chordata, Mammalia, Rodentia, Cricetidae. The transcript is spliced from 3 exons. Gene Ontology annotation, molecular function: protein-folding chaperone binding.
AUGAGGGGCCAGGGAGACGCAAGCGCCUGCGCACUAGCGUGGCCGCUCCCGGCCGCGUGCGGACAGAAUGUCUGCGCAAGCGCCGGGGCACGGGCGGUUGGCCGGCUCGCUAUAACGCAUGCGUACCAACUACAGGCCAAAGAGGAAGAUAGUGCUGUGUGUCUUUGUCCAGCAAAACCCUCCCCCAGUUAUAUCAAUCUUCAAGCAAAUUCCCCGCCAGCCACUUUCUUGAACAUCCAGACAACAAAGCUGCCUUCAGGAGCUGGCCAGAAGCCCAAGGAAUGCCUAGGACUCCUAGAUUGUAUGUAUGCCAACCUCCAGCUUCAGACCCAGCUUGCUCAACAACAGAUGGCUAUUUUAGAAAACUUGCAAGCAUCCCUAUCACAACUGGACCCUGGGAGGGAGAGCAACGAUUCUCUCCCAGCCUUAUGUUGCAACUUGUUGUUAAAUCACCUGCCCCAAUUCCAUAAAUGAACUGUGGAACAAAGA